CUAUUGGCUUCCUCUCUUCGCGCACACCCGAGCUCCUUCUCGAGCGCGCGCCGCGCGCUCGCGCUUCUCCCAGUCCUUAGCCGCGCGCACACACGCGCCUGCCACAACGAGUUGCACGCACCUGACGGAGGGCGGAGGAGCCCCAACACGCGCGCCCGCGCCUUCUCUCUGCUCUCCAUGCCAGCCCCGCCGCCAACAUGGUGCAGAAAUCCCGCAACGGCGGGGUUUACCCAGGCCCGCAGACCGAGAAGAAGCUCAAGGUGGGCUUUGUGGGGCUCGAGGCGGCCGCGGCGGAUUCGAGUCGUGAUGGCGCGCUACUCAUCGCGUCCAGCGACGCGACCAAGCGCGGCAGCAUCCUGAGCAAGCAACGCUCCGGCAUCGCGGGUAAAAAGCCGCCGAAGCGCAACGCCUUCUACCGGCGCCUGCAGAAUUUCCUCUACAAUGUUCUGGAGAGACCACGAGGCUGGGCGUUCAUCUAUCACGCUUAUGUUUUCCUGCUGGUGUUCUCCUGUUUGGUCCUCUCUGUGUUCUCAACCAUCAAAGAGUAUGAAAAGAGCUCUGAGGAUGCCUUGUACAUUCUGGAAAUUGUGACGAUCGUGGUGUUUGGAGUUGAAUACAUCGUAAGAAUUUGGUCAGCGGGAUGUUGUUGUCGAUAUCGAGGAUGGAGAGGCCGGCUAAAAUUUGCCCGAAAGCCUUUUUGUGUCAUAGAUAUCAUGGUGCUAAUAGCCUCCAUCUCAGUGUUGGCAGCUGGCACACAAGGCAAUGUGUUUGCCACCUCAGCAAUCAGAAGUCUUCGCUUCCUCCAGAUCCUCCGCAUGAUCCGCAUGGACCGCCGUGGAGGAACCUGGAAGCUGCUGGGGUCUGUUGUCUAUGCUCACAGCAAGGAGUUGAUCACAGCUUGGUACAUUGGCUUCCUGUGUCUGAUCCUGGCCUCUUUCCUUGUGUAUCUGGCUGAAAAGGAGGACAACGAGAUGUUUGCUACUUAUGCCGAUGCCCUGUGGUGGGGUCUGAUCACACUAACCACAAUAGGUUAUGGAGAUAAGUAUCCAAUAACGUGGAAUGGACGUCUUCUUGCAGCAACAUUCACCCUCAUCGGAGUGUCCUUCUUUGCCUUGCCUGCAGGAAUCUUGGGCUCUGGCUUUGCCUUGAAGGUCCAGGAGCAGCAUCGGCAGAAGCAUUUUGAGAAACGACGGAAUCCAGCUGCGGGGCUCAUUCAGGCAGCUUGGAGAGUGUAUGCUACCAAUCUCUCUCGCACAGACCUUCAGUCAACGUGGGACUACUAUGAGAGAACAGUGUCAGUUCCUAUGUACAGACUCAUCCCCCCCCUUAACCAGCUUGAUCUUCUCAGAAAUCUGAAGAGCAAAUCUGGCCUUUCUUUUAGGAAAGAAGCCCAACCAGAACCAUCUCCAAGUCAGAAGGUCAGUUUAAAAGAAAGAGUGUUCUCCAGCCCGAGAAGCUCGGGAACAAAGGGGAAAAGUUCACCGCAAGGCCAGCAGCCUCUGAGACGCUCUCCAAGUGCUGAUAACAUUGAAGACAGUCCUUCUAAGGUGCCCAAGAGCCUGAGCUUUGGUGACCGUAGUCGUGCUAGACAAGCAUUUCGCUUCAAAGGGGCAGCAUCACGCCAAAACUCGGAAGUGCUGAUUGAGAUGCAGGCAGAAGAUUUGAGGCAGAAGAGCUCUCCAGAAGCCAGCCUUCCUGGAGAAGACAUUGUUGAUGACAAUAAGAGCUGCCAUUGUGAGUUUGUGCCACAAGAUUUAACACCAGGAAUUAAAGUUACCAUCAGGGCAGUCUGCAUUAUGCGGUUUAUGGUGUCAAAGCGAAAGUUUAAGGAGAGUCUUCGGCCUUAUGAUGUAAUGGAUGUUAUCGAGCAAUAUUCAGCUGGACACCUAGACAUGUUGGCCAGGAUUAAAAACCUGCAGUCGAGGAUAGAUAUGAUAUUGGGUCCUCCGGGUCCCACCACUCCCCGCCAUAAGAAGUAUUCAACCAAGGGAACCAAAGAGUCGCCCCAGUUCUCUCCUAGGGUGGACCAGAUUGUUGGCAGAGGUGCCCCAAUCACAGACAAGGAUCGUCCUAAAAGCUCAACAGAAGCAGAAAUCACAGAGGACCCAAGCAUGAUGGGAAGGCUUUUGAAAGUAGAGAAACAGGUGAUGUCAAUGGAAAGGAAACUUGAUUUCUUAGUCAAUGUCUAUAUCCAGAGAAUGGGAAUCCCACAGUCUGAGACAGAUGCCUAUUUUGGUUCUAAGGAGCCUGACCCAGCUCCACCGUACCACAGCCCAAUCGAGCAUAUGGAGAAAUCUGGCUCUAUUACCAAGAUCAUUCGUUCCAACAGCUCAACUGGCCAGAAGAAUCUUGAUGCUCCUCCUUCUGUGUGUGUCAACCAGAACAACUGCCCUCCAUCCACCUCUUGGCAACCCCAUGCCCUUCCUGGACCCCCUCAGUGCUGCAGAGGCACCUCCCCAGUAGGUGACACCUCUUUGGUGCGAAUCCCACCACCACCAACACAUGAGCGCUCCUCCAGUGGCCAUAAUGGCUCCAAUCGAGGCUCUCGUUGCAGUACGGUGGAGGAGGUUAAGCCCGGAGCUCUGUCUCAGCAGCAGGCAGGUGCCGACAGUGACACCUCUAUCUCCAUUCCCUCUGUAGAUCACGAAGAGCUUGAUCGUUCCUUCAGUGGCUUCAGUAUCUCUCAGUCUAAAGAGAACCUAGACUUCCUUAACAACACAUACUUCAGCGGUGUGACACGCUGCUCUAAAGUGAGGCCCUACAUCGCAGAGGGUGAGUCCGAUACAGACUCUGAGCUUUGUGCCCCCUCACCUCAUUCUGCCACUGGGGAAGGAGCAUACAGUGACCGGGGCUGGUCUGGAACCAAGUAAAUCUGAAAGUGAGCUUUCAAAGACGGAUUUUCUGCUCGGGGUUGUAACCUCCUAAACCAAACGCAGGCCACAUGUGGCAAGAAGCUGUAUUUGUUAAAACCAAUGCGACUUUAUACAGAUACAGCUCUGAAUUUCAUGCCAGAAUCCUGGUAGUAAUGCCAACCACCGAAAUGUGGAGCUUUCUGGUACUUAAGCAUUUCCUAGACAGGUUCUACUUGUGGCUGUCACCUUUAAAGGUGUUAUUCAUCUUUUGAGAGACAAGCAUCUGCUGCUCAGUCAUUGUGCAUCUUUUCUUUAAAAAAUCUAAUUAAGAGAAAAGAUAAGUCAAGCAGGGGAAAAAUGCCAUAGUUUUUCUCCACAAUGAGUCCCGUAGAUCUUCACCCUCAUUUGUCCAGCCAUUCAAGUCAUGUAUGUCUAGUCACACUGUCCUAUAACUCUGACAGAUGGUUUCCUGUCAUCUCUAUUGGCCACAGAUGCACUUGAAAAUAUUUAAAACGUCCAAUAUUCAAUAUCUUCCAUUAAAGCAAAAUAAUUUUUUAGGAAAAUUCUACUCCUAUAGAAACAAGAAACAAUUUACUAAUAUAUAUUAAAGGUACAAUAUUUCAAUGUAUCAGGUUUCAACCUUUUUAGGUAAUCACUGGUUUUAAUAAUUUGCAUGAAUUUAGAAUAUUUAUACAAUUUAUUUUAUACAAAACUAUGGCUUAGACAAGAGGGUAAAACAAGCUUACUAUUUUAUGCAGAAUCUUUGUUCUUUUUUGUAAAGAGAACCUCUGGAGCUAUCUAUAAAUAUAUAUUAACUAUUACCAUAAAUAGUGACACAUUUAGCAAAUCAAAAUUGUGCGUAAUUUUCAACCAAAAAUGUUGGCUGGAAUAAAAAAACUAAAUACUUGAUCUAUAAUUAAAAAUAUUUGGAAACAAACUUUUAACAACCUGAACCUUUGUUCAUGGAUAGUCAAAUUCAUGCUGUCUUUGCUUUUCCCUAGACCAUAAGCACUUUCCAAUAUAAUGUUGAAUCACAGCUUUCGUCCGCAAGAACAUGUAAUCAUUAAUUGGUCAUCAGUUUGGUGGCAUGUUCAAUUUAAUCUCAACUCUAAGAAGGAGUCAUCUGAACACAGAUGUACUUUCUACACCAGUGCACUAGCCCCAUUAACAGUGCAUUCCCUCCAUGUAUUUUUUUGCUUCAUUUUUUUCCUGUUAUAUGCAACCACCACAAAAUUGUUUCUGGGUUACCCAGAACAUACUUUUGUCCAUCAGCAUUCGCAGUGGUAGGUGUAGGUGAUAAGGCAAACAUAUAAUAUCACUUACUAUAAUAAUAUUAAGCUCCUUUUGACAAAAUGGCACCAGUGGUUGUUGUUUACAAACUAUAAAAUAUUGAAUAUUAUUUAUUUAGUAAUAUUUAAUAUUACUUUUUAAUGAAUCUUUUCAGCGCUUUCAUAGUCACUCUAUAUCACACUCUUUCCCUCUAAUCACAGUUGAAUGUGUACAUCAUAUUAUAACGGAGUAACUGGAAUUCUCUGGGGGCAAUAGGAAAAUAGCUAUUUCUGAAAAUCUUCUAUAUAUAAGCUAUAUAUAAAUACGAACUUACACUGAACACCUUUUUAUAGGGCACACACGUUGACUUACUUCAAGCUUGUGGAAAAUGCACACCUUGUGUAUAAAUUGGUUAUAAAUUUGUCCGUGUCCUAUCUACAUCACCUACUUACUUUUUAUCCUUCGUUUCAGCCCUGAAGUGCACAUUCAGCAAAGUGCAUCUUCAAAAAGAACAGCUUAGUUUACAUCCUUGUUGUCUUCCACAUAGCCUGUCUUACUUUAUCCAGAACGGACAUCUGCUAGAAACACUGUCACUGAACCACCAUCUCUAUAGCUACAGUGUGUGUUAUAGGGAGAAAGAGUGUAAACAUGGUGAAGAUUCAAAUUUCUGAAGAGGUGGGUAUGGUAAUAAAAACCAUACACACAUUAGAAUGUGAUAAAGCAUGCUAAAAUAUUUUGACCAUUUGAGGUUCAACCUUUCUGAAGCCUAAUAUAAUGUGGGUUAGGAAUUAAUAUGCAGGCCUUAACAUAAUGUAUAUGAAAUGCUACAUAGACAUCUCUUUCAUGUCCAUUUAGAAGGUGUGCAAGAAAUGUUAUUCAUUCAUUAUGAAAGCUCAUUUUGAGACAGACAGAAGUUGAAAAAAGGUGUCCUGGCAUAUUAUACACCAGAAAUGUCUGUCAUGGUCAAAGAUUUGUGUUUUAUUUCAUAUCUUGUCAUCACAGCUGCCUUGCUUGAUUUGAAAAAAAGAAAAAAAAGAAUUUGAUUUUUUUCCAAAGAAUAUUAUGUAUUUUGCUAAAUUGCCUUUGGUGUUUUGUCCAUGUUUUCUGUAAUGUAAAAGUCUCCUCUGUUGCUGCAACUCUGUUUUAAACACUCAUUGUGCUUGUGAAUGUAUUAUUGAAUGCUAUUUCACUUGCACACACACACACACACACACACACACACACACACACUCACACACACAUUCACUGGCAGAUGUGACAACCAUGAUUCAUAAUGUAAAUGGAUUGCAGUGGACUGUAUAAGUUGAUAUUUUUGGCUCACAAUGAUUUGUAAGGCAAUGAAUUUGCUGUAGAUUAGGGCAAAUCAUACUUUACUAUUUGCAUCAUUCGAGAGGUAAGACAUUUUGGCCAAGUGACUGGAAUUAAAUUUAUAUUAUCUGAGAUUCGAAACAAAGCUCAGAUGUGGAAGAAUAUCAUGUGAUUAUCAACUCCCAUAUAGAGUCACUGUAGCUCAGAAUAUAGCUGUCUAUCUCUGCUAAAAAAUUAAAUAAAUAAAUAAAAAUGAACAAAAUGAACACAGGACACUCAUGUACAGAGAAGACAGAUACAGAGAAUGAGCAAUACAUAAUGCAUGUCAUGAACCUGCAAGCCUUAUGUUUUUUUGUAACUCAUGUUUCAAAUGGCAAUGACAUGGUUUAUGUUUACAUUUUUAAAAACACAUUUUCAAUAGCUAAGCUUUUAGUGGAAGAAAAUCUGUCUUUUGCAAAAUCUGUAACUUCAAUGCAACACAGUGGCGUUUUUGCAUUGUGUUAACGGUCUCCUGUCAUACACAUAAUUGUUUUACACAAAAGGCACUUUUUUGUUUCCUUAAAGGAAUAAAUUGCUUGCCAGCAUGUUUUAAACCACUGAAUGCCAUAAAUAUAGCUUUUGAUUGUCAUGUAGCAAAUCUCUUGUGUAGUCAUUUAAGUCCAUGGGAGCUGUAUAAUAAACUUUG
Messenger RNA from Silurus meridionalis, 6114 nucleotides. It is a transcript of the gene kcnq2b, whose product is annotated as potassium voltage-gated channel subfamily KQT member 2. The record is from RefSeq and is a predicted model, not a curated record. Gene Ontology annotation, biological process: potassium ion transport; transmembrane transport. Lineage: Eukaryota; Metazoa; Chordata; Actinopteri; Siluriformes; Siluridae. Gene Ontology annotation, molecular function: voltage-gated potassium channel activity. The transcript has 17 exons. Gene Ontology annotation, cellular component: membrane. Bases 198 to 2870 code for a protein of 890 amino acids.